Messenger RNA from Melitaea cinxia (Glanville fritillary), 480 nucleotides. RefSeq names its product flexible cuticle protein 12-like. The record is from RefSeq and is a predicted model, not a curated record. The coding region runs from base 64 to 378 and encodes 104 amino acids. Lineage: Eukaryota; Metazoa; Arthropoda; Insecta; Lepidoptera; Nymphalidae. The transcript is spliced from 3 exons. Gene Ontology annotation, molecular function: structural constituent of chitin-based larval cuticle. Gene Ontology annotation, cellular component: chitin-based extracellular matrix.
UCACAGUUGUUCAUACAUCCUUGUGUAGUUCACUACAGCAAGACCAACAUCACCGUCAACAAAAUGAAAUUCUUCAUCGCAUUCGCCCUAGUUGUGGCUGCGGCCGCCGCUCUUCCUGUCGACUCCGCCAAGAACGCCGAGAUCACAAACUGGGUUUUUGACAACAUCGGUGUUGAUGGGUACAAAUACUUAUACGAAAGCAGUGACGGCAAGGCCGCCUCCGAGCAAGCUGUCGUGAAGAACGUUGGAACUGAGAACGAGGGUCUCGAAGUCACUGGAAGGUACUCAUACACUGGCACAGACGGUGUCUUUUACGAAGUCACCUACAUCGCCAACGAGAAAGGUUUCCAACCCCAGGGCGUUCACCUCCCUAAGUAACACCCACCAUGAUACAAUCUAGUCUAAUCGACCGUAAUGUUGACCGUCUUCUUGUUGAACUUGCACAUAAUUAGGAAAGUAAAUAUUUUUUUUUGAUUCCAA